Drosophila elegans is the source of this 1217-nucleotide messenger RNA. RefSeq names its product protein obstructor-E. NCBI's taxonomy places the organism in Eukaryota, Metazoa, Arthropoda, Insecta, Diptera, Drosophilidae. The coding region runs from base 140 to 832 and encodes 230 amino acids. Gene Ontology annotation, molecular function: chitin binding. The transcript has 5 exons. Gene Ontology annotation, cellular component: extracellular region. The record is from RefSeq and is a predicted model, not a curated record.
AGUUUGGAACGCGUAACCGUUAAAACGUACAGACCUCUUGGAGCGGAAGUUUCAAGUAUUUCUGGGCCAUAUUGAAUACAUUUAGCGCGCAUUGAAUAUUUGAAUAUAUACAUAUAUUGUUUUUUUUUGCGGAACGAACAUGCAGCGAUUCGAAGUGUGCAGUAUCCUAAUCCUGGCCUGGAUUUCCUGUGGACAUGCCCUGGCCGUGGGCUCGCCGGAGUGCCCGGAAAAGUACGGCGUGCAGGCGUACGCCCACACGGAGAACUGCGACCAGUUCUUCCUCUGCACCAACGGCACCCUGACGCUGGAGACCUGCGAGAACGGACUGUUGUUCGACGGCAAGGGCGCCGUGCACAACCACUGCAACUACAACUGGGCCGUGGACUGCAAGGGCCGCCAGUGGGAUCCCACGCCCAUCUCGACGCCGGCCUGCGAGUACCAGUUCGGCCUGUACGCCGUCUCCAAGGACUGCUCCACCACGUACAUCAAGUGCGCCCACGGCGAGCCCCAUGAGCAGGACUGCGACGCCGGACUGGCCUACGAUGAGCGGAUCCACGGCUGCAACUGGCCGGAUCAGCUGCUGGACCACUGCAAUCCCGAGGCUGUCGUCGGCUUCAAGUGCCCCACGAAGGUGGACCCGAACUCGGUGGCCGCCCGCUUCUGGCCCUUCCCCCGCUUCCCGGUCUCCGGCGACUGCCACCGCCUGAUUACCUGCGUCGAGGGACAUCCCCGCCUGAUCAGCUGCGGCGAGGACAAGGUCUUCGACGAGCACACGCUCACCUGCGAGGAGCCGGAGUACGCCAGCGGAAGCUGCGCCAACUACGGCAAAUAGGGAUCGCCGAUCGACCGCUCUGUAUAUACAUCCCUGUGCACACGGACAUGCUACAGUGAAAACUCGAUUAUGUGAAUGUGUAAAUUAAAAAGAAAAAAAAAAAACUUCAACCUACGAGCUCUUCGCUACACACUAAUGUUUUCUAUUUUUCGAGUAUGCACUGUGUGCGUGUGUGUGUGUGUGUAAGGAUCGAUGCUCCCAGUAACCACUUUUGCCCCUCUGUAUAUCGCGUGCACUGUAAAAAACUUCCCAGCCCAACCGCUUGUUAACCUUCUUGCUUGUUAACCGACUCCUUUUUAUAGCCCACUUUUCUGUAUUAUUAACUUGUUUGUUGUUUGGUCUCUUUUGUAUAUGAAUCGCAAUAAAGUUAAUUUUAUUUAUUGUA